Molecule: messenger RNA, 3576 nt
Organism: Pogonomyrmex barbatus (red harvester ant)
Lineage: Eukaryota; Metazoa; Arthropoda; Insecta; Hymenoptera; Formicidae
Product: ankyrin repeat domain-containing protein 27-like
Biological process (GO): early endosome to late endosome transport; neuron projection morphogenesis
Cellular component (GO): late endosome; tubular endosome; plasma membrane
Molecular function (GO): SNARE binding; guanyl-nucleotide exchange factor activity
Source: RefSeq, a predicted model, not a curated record
CAUUAAGUUGAUUGAAAAUUAAAUGUUUUAAAAAAAUAUAUAAAUGUACAGAAUGUGUUCGCAUGCGCACACAUUGAAACGUUCAAAAUGUGUGACAAACUUGUGCGUCAUUGAGAAUCCUGCUAGACUGGAAGUGGUGAUUUGCGAUUGCUGUGAAUUCAAUAUAAAAUCUUUCUCGCAUGUCCACACUUCUCCUUUUAAAAUCUAACCUAAUGUAACCUAUUCUAACCUUAAUCCUGACUCGAUUUCAUCUGGUCUGUCGUGCUGAGCUCGCGCGAUGCCAGGCAUCUUGUCGAGAACAUCGGCGAUCCCCGCGUCGCUUCGCUCCGUCAUCUUUCACGUGACAUUAUCCCCCGUUGCCGAUCAUGAAUGCAGGAUACGACGAGGAUCUGUCGGAGAAUCAUUUCCUGCGGGAGCUCAAAGAUGAGCAUAAGGCCACGUUCCAGCGGGCCGUCCAGGAAGGUUGGGUCGUCUGUGUUCCACGUAGCGGCAGCUUUGUCAGUCGCACGUUGCAUGAGGAUGAGAUAAAUGUUCAUAUCCUGGUCCCUGAACAAGACCUCUCUGUCACCCGAUUCUGCAGCCUGAAUGGCAGCAAGAUCUUGCUCGAGGAUCAAAUUCUGCAUGUUGAACACGAUGACGCCGAACGGUAUUCCUCGCGCUUACUCUUCGAGGAGAUCUUCUACAACGAUGAUCUGCAUAAAUACAGUGUAUGGUGCAUUGAGCGGCCUCUAAAAGCUAGCAUGUAUGUCUCGGACAACUGUAUAAGUGUAAUCACGAAUCUUCAAGAAGCCAUAAAUUUUCUUCAGGUGGAAUUGCUUAAUGGACAACUACGCGAUGACCUCGAAAUCAAGAUCAAGGAUUUUCUAUAUAUUAAUAAAAAUUUGCAACGCAAAUCAAUGCAGGAGCAGAAGGAUCUGGUAUACGAGUUGUAUGCAGAUUGUCUUGGAAUGUUAAUGGAGAAUGCAACUUUGAAAAAAAAAAUUACAAACAAUAAGCAGUAUCAGUGGAAUAUCAGAGUGUCAUUGGAGACAUACAUCUUGUAUGCUUUGAAAAACAUCCUGAUAAAAUCAUUGUCUGCCUGUACUGUUUCAGAGGAUGCAUAUUUGAAUAAGAUCAUCAGAAAUUUAAAUGGGAUUCAAUUGAACGAUCUCCGAGUACGGUCAGACCUACAAUCUCGCAUUCAUGGUGGAAAGAUAGAACUGGCGCGGUUAGACAACUUUGUGACCGUACUGGGCAAGAUCGAAUGCCUCAGAAGAACUGUCAAUUAUAUAUCGCAUGGAAUAUCGUCGUCUGUCACGUCGGAUGAUCUUUUGCCAGUGCUUGUGUUUCUCGUCAUCAAUGUCGGUCUAUCAAACUGGACGGCACAGCUGUAUUUCAUGAGACAAUUUCGCCUCUCCUCAAACUCCACUUAUGAAACGGACGAGAUCAGUUUUCUGAUAACAUCUUUGGAGGCCGUGAUCAUGUACAUCAAAUCUGGAGUAAUCUGCGGCGAGGACAAAUGCGUGAAUAACUCGGACAAAUAUGAUCAAUUGAUGAAUCAAUCGGAACGCACGUCCAUCUGUUAUUUGUUCGCAUGCAUCAAAAAUGGUAAUUUGUCUGAGGUAAAAAGAAUAUUAACUUAUGAUAGAUCCAGUCAAGUCAAUGAUGUUAUGCUCUGUCAUCCUUUGUGUACUUGCGCAUCUUGCGAACGGAAUUGGACGAAACAACGGGAUCUGAAUACAUGUCCCAAGGACGACAAGGGUCUAACACCGCUACACGUCGCCGUAUUGCACGAUCAAAUCGUGAUCGUGGACUUUCUCCUCGACCAUGACACGGACAUAAACGUCGUAGACUCCGACGGCAUGACUGCCCUUCAUCACACCUGCAUUAAGGGUCAUCAAAACAUUUUGUUAUUGAUGCUGCAUGCAAACGCAGAUCCUACGGCGAUAGACUCACGGGGAAACACGCCGUUGCAUUUGGCAGUAGAUCGUGGUCACGAGAGCUGCGUGAAGGCAUUAUUAUAUCUAUCGGAACACAUGAGAGCACCGAUUGAUGUAAACAUCGCCAAUGACAAUGGUGACACACCGUUGCAUCUCGCAGCCAGAUGGGGAUACCGCACGAUCGUCGAUAUUCUCCUGGAAUACGGCGCAAAUUGCAAAACGACCAACAAGAAGGGUCAAACACCGUCGAUGAUAACGUAUAGCGAAACCAUUGCUGAGUUGAUCAGAUGUAACGCAGCAUCAGGUAACAUCUGCAACGAUGUCGCCUUGUUCCAGCGGCGUAUUUUCGCGCAGCCUUGCCAGCCAAUGCCUUUUCAGCAACAAUGUCAUCGAGCCCUGUUGGAGAACAAAAACCCAUCGCACGUCAAAAACUAUGUCAACGUGAUGCAGCACCGUAUGAUGGACAAAUUGCUCGCCGCUAUAGUCGAUGGCGAUAUAUGUCUGGCGUGUUAUUACCUGGGUCUAGAAGUCUAUCGUGAACGGCCAUCAAGUGCUCGCGCGAAUCUGUGCCAUCAUCCACUAUGCGACUGCGAGCGGUGUCCAGUGACGGAUGAGGAUAAGCUGGAGCGCAAACAAAGACAACGGGCACUCACGAUCAACGCCUGCAAUGAUCUAGGUGAAACGGCGUUGCAUUUGGCGAGCGCAACCGGUCGUACCAAGAUGGUGCAGCUACUGCUCGACGCCGGUGCAAACGUGAAUGUAAUGACCAAGUCGGAAGGUCGUACCCCAUUACAUCUGGCAUGUCUCAACGAUCAUGUCGACGCGGCGAGACUGCUGCUCAAUUGCGCGACUUGUAAUAUAGAUGCCAAGGAUCACGACGGCGACACACCAUUGCACCUGGCGACCAUGGCCGGCAAUGUGAAACCUGUGAAUUUGCUGAUCAGACACGGUGCCUUUAUUAAUGCACGCAAUUUGCAGAAUAAGACUCCGUUGCAACAGGUAGAAGAGAAGCUUUCUACCGCCUUUUCCACGAAUCAUGCUGGUAUACUGAAGAUUCUGAAACAAAAUUCAAUACAGCCGCCCGGUGAUUGAUUGACAUGAACUAUUUGAGUUUUCGGGUAAUUUGUUCUAUCUUUUUUUACGUCUUUUCUAUUUACCUUAUAGAUAACAGAAAUAAUAUUUACUAGUAUAAUACUCACAUAUUUUCGUUUGUUAUUCUACUCAAUAGAUAAACAAAGAAAUGUCCACUCAAGCUACUAAAGAUCUUAAGGCAAAUAUCUGCAAGAAAGAAUGAUCAUUAAUUUUUACUUCGUGAGAUCGAUUCUGUUUUAUUUUUAAAAUAUAUACCUCAUAGUUAGUAGUAUUUUCUAGCAUAAUUCUAACAUAACGUUCUUCGUCCAAAUGUGAUUCAACUCUGGUCUAUGCAUCAAAUCUAACAUCAAAUCUAACGAAUGCAAUUAUAAAAUUAAAUUUUACGCGUCUUGAUAUAUUUUCCGAACUGAGAUUUCUUCUUUAGAAUUACUUGUGUAAAUUACACAAAUUAUCAUACUAUUGUGUCAUUCCAAGCGAUACUAAUGAGAUUAAUAAUAUUAAUAGAUAUGUGUGACAAAUGAGUGUAAUAAAUCUAAACACAAAUAGUUUUAUAUAUAAACGAAAA